UCGACCUCUCCCUCCCUCUGCUUCUCUUUGUGUCUAUUUCCACAGUUGAUCGACACAGAAACAAAGCAAAUGUGAUGUCUCGUCUUCUCUGCGUAAAGGACAAGCACCGCGUGGACGUUCUUCACUUUUACGCACGAAUCCUCCUUGACUUUUAGACAGAUUGUUGCUGUUUCUGCGUCUGUUGAGUGUCUCGCUGCUGGUGGGGAUCAUGCUUCCCAGUCCGGUGAUGACUUCGUCCACCACGCCUUUUUCGGUGAAGGAUAUUCUGAAGAUGGAGCUUCAGCAGCAGACUCAGCAGUUCAUCUCCUGCCUCGGUCCUCCUCUGGCUAAAGGCUUCAGCUCCCCAUCGCCUCCUUCCUGCAUGUUGGCGGGCAGAGACAGUCCAAGUCCACUCAGCUCGGUUCUGUCCGAGACUGAAGAUCGGAUGUAUCUGAACUCGGUGCAGGAGUCAGGGAUGACUGUGGAGAUGUUCGGCAAUCAGGGUCCGAUCCAGACUGGAGAGCUACGCAUGGACGCCGACCAGAACCGCAAAAACUGCGGGACCCUGCGUGGAGACUGCGUGGACCCAGAUUCGGAAAAACCUACGGCCAAAGCUCACAGGACCCGCAGGAAACCCCGGGUUCUGUUCUCCCAGGCGCAGGUCUACGAGCUGGAGCGUCGCUUCAAGCAGCAGCGGUACCUGUCCGCCCCGGAGAGAGAACACCUGGCCAGCUCCCUCAAACUCACCUCGACCCAAGUCAAGAUCUGGUUCCAGAACCGGCGGUACAAGUGUAAGCGGCAGCGGCAGGACAAGACCCUGGAGCUGGCGGGUCACCACCACCAUCACCACCCUCCACCUCCACCCAGGAGGGUCGCAGUGCCUGUUCUUGUUCGGGACGGGAGGCCGUGCCUGGCUGGGUCUCCCAACUACAACACGUCGUACUCAGUCGCAGCGCCGAACCCGUACAGCUACAACUCCUAUCCGAACUACAACAACUACAGCAACUACUCCUGCACCUACUCCAGCCUGCCGCCCCUGCAGAGCCCCAACUCUGCCGCCUUCAUCAACAUGAACAUUGGCAAUUUAGGAGCACAGACUCAGAACCAGGCUCCUCAGGGACCAGUGGUACCGGCCUGCCAGGGGACUCUACAGGGCAUCCGGGCCUGGUAGCGCCACAGCUGGACUGAACACAAUUCGGAAGAUAAAAAUGGACCUCGACUGAACCGUGGCAGAACUUUUCUGAGCCUGAACAUUAAAUGUGGAUUUGAAUGAUGAACAAAAAUAAA
Molecule: messenger RNA, 1266 nt
Organism: Synchiropus splendidus (mandarinfish)
Lineage: Eukaryota; Metazoa; Chordata; Actinopteri; Syngnathiformes; Callionymidae
Gene: nkx2.3
Product: NK2 homeobox 3
Exons: 2
Coding region: 209-1150 (313 amino acids)
Biological process (GO): cell differentiation; regulation of transcription by RNA polymerase II
Cellular component (GO): nucleus
Molecular function (GO): RNA polymerase II cis-regulatory region sequence-specific DNA binding; DNA-binding transcription factor activity, RNA polymerase II-specific
Source: RefSeq, a predicted model, not a curated record